AUGAACUAAGAUACUAAAGGUUCUUUAGCAACACCUCUAUAAAAAUAUAAAUUAGUGUUCUUAGGAGAUUAAGCUGUAGGAAAGACAUCAAUAAUUAAUAGAUUUAUGUUUGAUACAUUUGAUGGUAAAGAUCAUCCAACAGUAGGUAUUGAUUUUAUUUCAAAAACACUUUAUUAUGAAGAUAGAACAAUAAGAUUAUAAUUAUGGGAUACUGCAGGUUAAGAAAGAUUUAGAAGUCUUAUACCUUCUUAUAUAAGAGAUAGUGCAGUUGCUGUCGUGUGCUAUGAUGUUACUAAUCGAUAAUCUUUUGAUAAUGUUACAAAAUGGAUUGAAGAUGUUCGUAACGAAAGAAGAUAAGAAGUAAUUAUAUGUUUAGUUGGUAAUAAAACCGAUAUGUAAGAUAAGAGACAAAUUUAAUAUGCUGAUGGAUUAUAAAAAUCAAAAGAAUUAGAUGUUAAAUAUUUUGAAGUUAGUGCUUUAUCAGGUGAGAAUAUUCCAUAACUUUUUAAAGAAAUAGCAUGUAUGUUACCUGGUGCUGAAAUAUCUUAAGUUGUUUAAAACUAAUAAUCUGGAUAAUAGAACUAAAACAAUAAUUAAAAUUAGAAUAUUAUUCAGAAUUAAAACAUAUAAUUAGAUAAUUAAAAACACAUAUAAUAAGAAGAAUAAAAUUAAAAAAAAAAAAAAUGUUGCUGA
This is a messenger RNA of Ichthyophthirius multifiliis, 693 nucleotides long. Its product is annotated as ras oncogene family protein, putative. The record is from RefSeq and is a predicted model, not a curated record. Lineage: Eukaryota; Ciliophora; Oligohymenophorea; Hymenostomatida. Gene Ontology annotation, molecular function: GTPase activity; GTP binding. The transcript has 5 exons.